CGGGAAUUGAAAAAAACAAAGUAAAAAGAAGAAGAAGACGAAGAAGAAGAAAGUAGCAAGAAAAUAGUUUCCGUUACACAUUCUCUGCUUUCGAUUUUGCCUCUGCGAAAACAAAUCCCUAAUCAUCUCCACCAUCUUCUCAUCGAUUUGAUUUUCUCCGGCGAAUCAUCCGUCCGUCGUCGACCACCACCGCCGCGUUUUCUUUCUCCGACGUGUUCCCUCUGUUAAGUCCCUUCUUCUCUGUAAGCGAUCUUUUAAUUUCUCUCUUGUUUCCUAUUCUGGAUUUGAUUUCAGGUGACUAUUAUGUUGGAUUCUCAUGUAUUGGUUGUUCUAGUUUCCAUAGAUGGAUUUCUGAACAAUCUAACAGUUACGAUUACUGAUUCUCAAAGAAAAUCUUCGAUUAGGUGAUUAGAUUUAGAAGAAAUUGUGUUUGAUCUACAGAUGUAGAGUAGAUUUGUAGCGUUUAGGUCUUAUAAGUUUCUAAAAUUGGUUUCGAUUUUGUGUGUAGAAGAUGAUGGGACCUCCGAGAACUCCGUUAAGUAAGAUAGAUAAGUCCAAUCCUUAUACUCCAUGUGGUUCCAAAGUUACAGAGGAGAAGAUUCUUGUCACUGUUCGGAUGAGACCAUUAAAUUGGAGGGAACAUGCCAAAUAUGAUCUCAUUGCUUGGGAAUGUCCCGAUGAUGAGACUAUCGUCUUUAAGAAUCCGAAUCCUGACAAGGCUCCAACAAAAUAUUCAUUUGAUAAAGUUUUUGAGCCAACUUGUGCAACUCAAGAGGUGUAUGAAGGUGGUUCUAGGGACGUUGCACUAUCUGCAUUAGCAGGAACAAAUGCAACUAUUUUUGCUUAUGGUCAGACUAGUAGUGGCAAGACGUUUACAAUGAGGGGGGUUACUGAAAGUGUUGUUAAAGAUAUAUACGAACAUAUAAGAAAAACUCAAGAAAGGAGCUUUGUCUUGAAAGUAUCUGCUUUGGAGAUUUAUAACGAGACCGUGGUUGACCUUUUAAAUCGUGAUACUGGGCCCCUUAGACUGUUAGAUGAUCCAGAGAAAGGAACCAUUGUGGAAAAUCUGGUGGAGGAAGUGGUAGAAAGCAGGCAACAUUUACAGCAUUUAAUUAGCAUUUGUGAAGAUCAAAGGCAAGUAGGUGAAACUGCUUUAAACGACAAAAGUUCAAGAUCGCAUCAGAUUAUUCGGCUGACCAUCCAUAGCAGUCUCAGGGAAAUAGCAGGCUGUGUGCAGUCUUUCAUGGCAACUCUGAAUCUUGUUGAUCUUGCUGGAAGCGAACGUGCUUUUCAAACAAACGCAGAUGGUCUAAGAUUGAAGGAAGGAAGCCACAUUAACCGUAGUUUAUUGACACUUACUACAGUGAUCAGAAAACUGAGUUCUGGAAGAAAAAGGGAUCACGUGCCGUAUAGAGACUCAAAGCUGACAAGAAUUUUGCAAAAUUCACUUGGCGGGAAUGCUAGAACAGCAAUUAUAUGUACGAUUAGUCCGGCACUGAGUCAUGUUGAACAGACAAAAAAGACACUUUCUUUUGCCAUGAGUGCGAAGGAAGUCACCAAUUGCGCUAAAGUAAACAUGGUUGUCUCAGAAAAAAAGCUGCUGAAACAUCUGCAGCAAAAAGUAGCUAAACUCGAGUCAGAGUUAAGAAGCCCGGAGCCCAGUUCAUCCACCUGCUUAAAGUCUCUGUUAAUUGAGAAAGAGAUGAAAAUCCAACAGAUGGAAUCCGAAAUGAAAGAGCUAAAGCGUCAGAGAGACAUUGCACAGUCUGAACUUGAUCUAGAAAGAAAAGCAAAGGAGCGGAAGGGAUCAAGUGAGUGUGAACCUUUUUCUCAAGUGGCAAGGUGUCUCUCAUACCAUACAAAGGAGGAAUCCAUUCCAAGCAAAUCUGUUCCGUCAAGCCGCAGAACAGCUCGUGAUAGGAGAAAGGAUAAUGUGAGGCAGUCUUUAACUUCGGCGGAUCCAACAGCGCUAGUCCAAGAAAUUCGUUUGCUUGAAAAACAUCAAAAGAAGUUGGGUGAAGAAGCAAACCAAGCACUGGAUCUAAUUCACAAAGAAGUGACAUCCCAUAAACUGGGUGAUCAACAAGCUGCAGAAAAAGUUGCGAAAAUGCUGUCAGAAAUCAGGGACAUGCAGAAGAGCAACCUUUUAACUGAGGAAAUUGUAGUUGGUGAUAAAGCCAACCUGAAGGAAGAAAUAAAUCGGUUGAAUUCUCAAGAAAUUGCAGCUUUGGAGAAGAAGCUAGAGUGUGUUCAGAACACUAUUGACAUGCUUGUCUCGUCUUUUCAGACAGAUGAACAGACUCCAGAUUUCAGGACCCAGGUGAAAAAGAAGAGACUUCUUCCCUUCGGCUUAAGUAAUAGUCCUAACCUACAGCAUAUGAUCCGGGGACCAUGUUCACCUCUUUCUGGGACUGAAAAUAAGGAUCCUGAGAGCAAUGUUGUGUCUGCUAAUUCAGCCCCAGUGUCUUUUGGAGCUACUCCACCAAAGAGGGAUGAUAACCGAUGUCGUACACAGUCAAGGGAAGGAACGCCUGUAUCACGACAAGCAAAUUCAGUCGAUAUUAAGAGAAUGAAUCGAAUGUAUAAGAAUGCUGCCGAAGAGAAUAUACGUAAUAUCAAAUCUUAUGUUACUGGAUUGAAAGAACGUGUGGCGAAGCUUCAAUACCAGAAGCAGCUGCUUGUUUGCCAGGUGUUAGAACUGGAGGCAAACGAGACAGGCGCUGCUUCGGAGUACGAUGCAACCGAUGAAUCUCAGAUGGAUUGGCCAUUGUGUUUUGAAGAGCAGAGAAAGCAAAUCAUAAUGUUAUGGCAUCUGUGCCACAUUUCAAUCAUUCACAGAACACAAUUCUACAUGUUAUUCAAAGGAGACCCAGCUGAUCAAAUCUACAUGGAGGUUGAGCUCCGCAGGCUGACAUGGCUCGAACAGCACUUGGCUGAGCUUGGGAAUGCGAGUCCUGCAUUGCUUGGUGAUGAACCAGCAAGCUACGUAGCAUCGAGUAUAAGAGCUUUGAAGCAGGAGAGAGAGUAUUUGGCGAAACGGGUAAACACAAAGCUAGGAGCAGAGGAAAGAGAGAUGCUAUACCUGAAAUGGGAUGUCCCGCCGGUGGGAAAACAGAGGAGACAACAGUUCAUCAACAAACUCUGGACAGAUCCUCACAACAUGCAACACGUGAGAGAGAGUGCGGAGAUCGUGGCUAAGCUUGUCGGAUUCUGUGACUCGGGAGAGACCAUAAGGAAAGAAAUGUUUGAGCUCAACUUUGCAUCUCCUUCAGAUAAGAAGACUUGGAUGAUGGGUUGGAACUUCAUAUCCAACUUGUUGCAUCUCUAGCUGUUGUACCCUCCUAUAAAUCCUACACGUCUACUUUUCUCUGUUUGUAAAUCGUUAACUUCAAAACUCUUUUGAUGCUGAAUAGAGAGUGUGAUUCACACGACCUGUGAAAACCCUCUUUUUAAAAUCCUAACCAUAUGAUCAUCUAAUCUCUGUUGAUUCUUUAAAUUGGUAAAUGUUUC
Arabidopsis thaliana (thale cress) is the source of this 3510-nucleotide messenger RNA. RefSeq names its product ATP binding microtubule motor family protein (gene TES). NCBI's taxonomy places the organism in Eukaryota, Viridiplantae, Streptophyta, Magnoliopsida, Brassicales, Brassicaceae. Gene Ontology annotation, cellular component: phragmoplast. The transcript is spliced from 14 exons. Gene Ontology annotation, molecular function: microtubule binding; ATP binding; microtubule motor activity. The coding region runs from base 512 to 3328 and encodes 938 amino acids. The record is from RefSeq and is marked reviewed. Gene Ontology annotation, biological process: microtubule-based movement.